Molecule: messenger RNA, 3465 nt
Organism: Ceratitis capitata (Mediterranean fruit fly)
Lineage: Eukaryota; Metazoa; Arthropoda; Insecta; Diptera; Tephritidae
Gene: AhcyL1
Product: putative adenosylhomocysteinase 2
Exons: 2
Coding region: 573-2108 (511 amino acids)
Biological process (GO): L-methionine cycle
Cellular component (GO): cytosol
Source: RefSeq, a predicted model, not a curated record
AAAAGAUUUCUUAAGCAGCGUUUAAUUUAGUUUUUCUUUUACAAGCGACUGGUUCGAAUUCACUUAAUUAACUUCACAAUACCAGCACCCGUCAUUUGUGGUCGUGUCCAUUGUGUUGUUCUUCCUUUCGGUGUUUUUGAAAAGUUUUCUUGCGAUUUUCCAAUUUAUUUCCACUAUUCGUUGGUAAACUGUCAGCCAGCCGCAUAAAACAACAGCAAAGUGUCUUACGUAUCACAGCAAAAGAACUUUGCAAAAAAAAAAGCAUUACAGCUGUGAGGGAAGUAAAGUGCAUCGAAACGAACGGAAACAAGAAUCCAAUAAAAAUAGAGAAAAAAAAAUUAUUCUCAUUUUAAAAUUGCAUCACGUGAGCAUUACGUGAACGUGAAAAUCUAAUAAGAAGAACUACAAAACACCACAACAAAGUUCAUAGUUUAAAAAGAGAAGUACCAUACCCUCAACGCUGCUCCAUCCAACUACCCCAACGUAAACUUUUCCUAAUUCAAUUUGUGAAUUAAAUUCACAAUACUACCAAUUUAAGGUUUAACGCGACUACAACAACGUCUCAGCACGAAAUGAACAACCUGCCCGACACUCCUGUACCCGAUCCAGGAUCUAGUGGAGACAAACAAGCUGAACCAGUCACCACAACAGCGCCCAAUAAGUCAAGUGCUCUGAAAAAGACAAGCCGUUAUCGCAGUCGUUCAUUAUCUGCCUCAUCGACAGAUUCAUUUAGUUCAGCCUCAUACACUGGCAGCAGCUCGGAUGAUGGGGACGAUGUACCACCACGCGAAAAGGUUCAAAAAAACACAAAAGGCAAUUCCGAUUUUUGUGUGCGUAAUAUUGCCGGUCAACAUGCGUUUGGCCGGCGUGAAAUCGAAAUAGCCGAACAAGAGAUGCCGGGUAUUAUGGCACUUCGAAAACGCGCUGCCGACGAUAAGCCGCUAAAAGAUGCAAAAAUUGUGGGUUGUACGCAUAUAAAUGCGCAAACAGCAGUUCUCAUUGAAACACUAGUAGAGUUGGGCGCAUCAGUGCGUUGGGCAGCAUGCAACAUAUAUUCCACACAGAACGAAGUAGCAGCUGCAUUGGCCGAGGCGGAUAUACCUAUCUUCGCAUGGCGCGGUGAAACGGAAGAGGAUUUCUGGUGGUGCAUCGAUCGUUGUGUAAAUGCGGAAAGCUGGCAGCCGAACAUGAUAUUGGAUGAUGGCGGUGAUGCGACACAUUUGAUGCUGAAGAAAUAUCCCACAAUGUUUAAGCUCGUUAAGGGCAUCGUGGAAGAGAGUGUCACCGGUGUGCAUCGUCUGUAUCAAUUGUCGAAGGCCGGCAAGCUUACUGUGCCCGCUAUGAAUGUCAAUGAUUCGGUGACAAAAACUAAAUUCGAUAACCUCUACAGCUGCAAAGAGUCCAUACUGGAUAGCUUGAAACGUUCAACGGAUGUUAUGUUCGGCGGCAAACAGGUGGUCGUCUGCGGCUAUGGUGAUGUCGGCAAAGGUUGUGCACAAGCGUUGAAGGGUCAAGGUUGCAUUGUUUAUAUAACUGAAAUUGAUCCGAUUUGUGCAUUACAAGCGAGCAUGGAUGGCUUCCGUGUGGUGAAAUUGAACGAGGUGAUACGCAAUGUCGAUAUUGUUGUGACGGCGACAGGCAACAAGAAUGUUGUUGUACGCGAGCAUAUGGAUAAAAUGAAGAGUGGUUGUAUAGUAUGCAACAUGGGACACUCGAAUACCGAAAUCGAUGUAAAUGGUUUGCGCACACCCGACCUGACAUGGGAGAAGGUACGCUCACAGGUCGAUCACAUUAUAUGGCCAGAGGGCAAGUAUAUUAUAUUAUUAGCCGAGGGUCGUCUCGUCAAUUUAUCAUGCUCCAGCAUACCAUCUUUCGCCGUGUCAAUUACUUCGGCCACCCAAGCACUCGCACUCAUCGAACUAUUUAAUGCGCCACCCGGACGCUACAAGUCUGAUGUUUACUUGUUGCCAAAGAAAAUGGACGAGUAUGUAGCCAGCUUACAUUUGCCAACAUUCGAUGCACAUCUAACCGAAUUGUCCGAUGAGCAGGCCAAGUAUAUGGGUCUCAACAAAGCCGGUCCAUUCAAGCCCAAUUACUAUAGAUAUUAGAGGCCAGUGCGAUGUGCGGGAGGGGGUGCUAAGAGAAUGAAAGUGGAGUGUAAAGAGCGCUGUGCAAUUUGUCGAUACCAAACACGUAUGUUAUCGUCUCCGAGAACAAAAUAAAGUAAAAACAAAAACAAAAAUAAAUUGAGAGCGCGCGCAAACUGCCAACGAAAGUAUUCUAAUUUGAAGCGUUUCAGCAGGGUUUAAAGUUAAUGCUGAAGCUGAGCUUAUACACUAUAAUUGGUUAAGAAGAUUGAUUAAGUAAUUGUAACGGAACAAAAAAGAAAUAUCGAAGCACUUAUUACAACAAUAACACAUACAAAAACAAUAAAUAAACAAAAGCUGCUUGCACACAGCAAUGAAACAAUAAUUUUUUCAAUAAUAAAUAAGUGCAGCAAACAUACACAUACACGCAUACACUUUUCCCAUUUGCAAGGCUUUAGUAGAAAAAUUCCAAACAAAAUCCAUUGUAUUAAAAAAAAAAAUUGUUUAAAAUUUAAUUUUAGUUUAUAGUUAAACUUUGUAUUCACAUGGAAGCAAAGUACUUGCCUCUAUGAAUGAAAAUAAGUAACGAAGCCUAUCAUAUGUAUUAGUAUACUAUAUAGCAUUAACUCACCACCACUUUACAAUGACAAUGAGCUUCAUGACAAAAACGCAAAUAAACUAAUUAAAAAAAUUAGAACAAAAAAAAAAUGGAAAAAAAUACUAACAAAUAGAAAGUGAAUAAGCUAAGAAGUGCUAGCGAAACACGAAAACAAAACGAACAUUUAGUACACAUUUCUGCCGUGUUGAAUUUAAAUUUAAGACUACUAACAUACAUACAUAAAUAAUUACAGUGAUGGGGGGAAAACUCAUUUCAAGUAUUCUGUGUGCAUUUUGGGUAAUUCACUCUUGCAAUUACAUAUAGCUUAUUUUUGUUUUUAAUAUUUGUAGGUUCUAUUUUUGAAAUAUGACCUUAUUGCUUUGGUUUUUUUUUUUAUGUUAAGAAUUUUAUGCAUUCUCUUAUUUAAAAUAAAAAAAUUAAGCUUCCCAGCUCUUGUUGCUAACCACCAUUUGUUAUAAAUUUCCAUAUACGUAUACAUAUAUUUCUUUUGCAUUUAGCACAAGCUUACCGUAAAUUUUGCUCUAUUAAAUUAUGACGCUUUUAGUAAAAAUAUAUAUUCCAUUUUUUCGUUUAAACUAAUGUACUUAUACAAAAUACAUAUAUUUAUUGCACAUACAAAAGUAUUUAAAAUGCGUCUUAGUAUAGCUGAGUCAACAAGGUUUACAUAUGCGCUGUAAUAAUGUAUUAUAAUGAGCAAAAAAGUAAUAAUGUUUGUAAAAAUGAAGCAACGUUUAAUAAAAAAAUAAAAUCGAAAAAAAA